Messenger RNA from Electrophorus electricus (electric eel), 1288 nucleotides. RefSeq lists its product as uncharacterized. NCBI's taxonomy places the organism in Eukaryota, Metazoa, Chordata, Actinopteri, Gymnotiformes, Gymnotidae. The record is from RefSeq and is a predicted model, not a curated record.
UACAAAUAAUAUCGGAGAAGAGCGCAUUUAGGAAGCCCAAGAAAAAAGCGAUUUUGUUUUCGAUGUGCGUGGAAAUCAUUUCGCACGAAUGCUUUCGGUUACGGCUGAAUUUUAACUUCUAUAGUGAAGUUUAACUUUUCAUAGUGAAUCGGCAAUUUGAAGAGAAACCGCAAAUAACCUAAUAGAAAGUAGAAGAACCGAAUCUCCUGUCUAAUGGAGAUGCUGCUCGUUAUACAACUGGCUUUUCUUUGGGACCUGUCUUUGGGUAUUUCAGACGACGCAGUUAUUCAGUACAGUCGCACAGGAGUUGUGAAGGACAGUGGGGCUAUGAAGGAGGCUGUCUGGGUCAACGGUGUUUCAGUAGGUCUUCUCCACGACGGGGUGUACAAUAUCACCACCACUGCAAUAUCCAUCGAUUCACUGAUAACUGUAGAGAAUAACAGUUCCUUUCCAAACAAUCUCAACUACAUUCCUUUGCGGGAGUGCAGACUGAAAGGACAACGAGUUGUUUUGUGGUCCAACCAGAAUGGCAAAUAUAUUUUGGCUUUAUAUCCAGCCAACGACACAUGGACGGCGCAUGAGCCUCAGCGAGGUACUUUGGGGCAGAUAUGGAAUCACGAUACUGCGCGCUCUAUUGUAAAGGGUUUGCAGCUAGAGGAGGAAUGUGCCAAACUAUUGGAAAAGCUCCAUUACCUCGAGAAUUCAGAUGGAAUGUACAUGAUCACCGUUGUGGUUCUCCUGCUAGCAGCAGUAGUCUUCACUGGUCUUAUCUUCCUAAGCUUCGUGAUGUCCAAAAAACAUGCAGCACAAGUUGGAGGUGUUCUGGGUUCCAUCAUCCACUACCCUACACAUUCUUUGGGCAUGUCUUUUGAGGGACACACCAAACACAUACCAUGUAACAUACCUUCAGUGUCUAGAGUUCCCUACUAACAGGGUGAGGGUUACCUCUUGGAAGCAUUCACCUUGCUAAAGGAUGCUAAUGUCCUCUGGACCUGGUCUACUGGUGGUCCCUCAAACCAAGAUUAUUAUGGGAGCCACUAUUGGAGAUGGAUCAUUCAGCAGUACAAUGUCCUUGUGACUGUGUUCUGCAGUAUUUUCAGUCCCAGCGGAAAACCUAGCUACCUCUCCUAAUAUCACCUUUCCUCCUCUUAGCUUCUUAUUACAUUUUUCUGUGUGUGUGUCUUUGAUAUAAUACUAUAAAGUGACAUUGAGUGUGAGAAAGGCCCUAUUUUAUUAAUAAUAAUAAUAAUAAUAAUAAUAAUAAUAAUAAACUCAUUUUUUUCCAGCA